Clunio marinus is the source of this 207-nucleotide messenger RNA. NCBI's taxonomy places the organism in Eukaryota, Metazoa, Arthropoda, Insecta, Diptera, Chironomidae. The record is from the annotation of a GenBank genome assembly.
AUGAACACCACAAAAGGCAUAGUGUUGGGCGGAAUGAUGUCCGCGUUCACCUACGAUUUGCUUUUACUUACAUCCGAAUUCAAAGAGCGACUCAACAAGACUGAGACAAACAUGUUGUGGUUCAUUUGGUUUAUUUCUCUUUUUCUCAAUGCGAGUAUAGUCAAUGGAUUGUCAAGAAAAGAGUUGAAGCUAGCAGGUUUCGUUUGA